Messenger RNA from Nerophis ophidion (straightnose pipefish), 3084 nucleotides. RefSeq lists its product as uncharacterized. The coding region runs from base 391 to 1425 and encodes 344 amino acids. The transcript has 5 exons. Lineage: Eukaryota; Metazoa; Chordata; Actinopteri; Syngnathiformes; Syngnathidae. The record is from RefSeq and is a predicted model, not a curated record.
UUCCAACAAAGACGUUCCCUCGCCCAUAAUCUCCCGUUGCUCAGCAGUUUUGAUACCUGUUAUUAAACAAAGAUGGCUGCAGUAGAUUUAUUCAUGUUCCUUAAAAUGCGGAAUAUACCUGAAAGUGUCAUCAACAAACUAAAAGAAGACAAGAUCGACACCAAUGUCAUAGGCAUUAUGACAGAUAAGGAGUUAAGCAAGUAUAUCGAAAGAUAUGGGGAUCGACUUGCGCUCAGAGCAUUUUGCCGUCAAAGAACUGUGUCGGGUGGAGCCGAGACAGUGAAGUCCUCCCUCAUGCAGAAAUGAAGAGACAGGUUAAGAACUCCUAAUACUGUACAAGACACCGCUACUGGCCAAAAAAAUGCAGCCAAAAUCACCCGGCGGGUUGAAAUGGGAUGGCUCCACUUUGAGAGUGGAAUGUAUCACCAGGUUAGAACGAGAAAAGGAGGAGGAACACGGAAUCUGUCGGUCCAGAAAUCAGUGACUAUGGGUGAACUGUUGGAGACAGUUGGCAAAUGCUGGUUUUUUGCAAAUGGGGAUUCAUCAAAAGGACUGAUAGAAGACUUCGAGUUUGACAUUUGUGAUUACAGUCCCAGUCCUGUGCCCCGUGAAGUCACGGUGGGCCAGCUGUACCAACAGACUAAACUAAAAAUGCUACGCGUCUACACAGCCACCAAGUCUAACAACAUUCUACUUCUCUCUGAUGAAUCAUCGGACAUGGAGCCAACACAGGCUAGGUCUAGGACAAUGAAGACACGAUCCUUGAGGAACAAGACCAGGAGACUCAAUGAAGUGGAUCAUCCAGAGAGCUCCUCUGAUUUAGAUCUAUCUCCAAGUGGCUCAAUGCAGCAAAACCAUGAACAAAGAAGAGAGACAAUCAGCCAGUCAAGAUCAGCAACUCCUGAGAUGGGUAACACAGAGCUCCUGCAUACACAACCUACUGAGGAUGUUGGCAGUCAUACUCAGCAGUCAACAAGAAGGCAUGGAUCUGAAGAUGACUGUUUAACGGCUGUGCCAAGUCAAGAUGCAGACCAGUUGUUAAGUGAUGUCUCAGAUUCCCCUCUUAAUCCUGCCAUUCAACAAUCUCUUGAGGACUCUGAAGUGAAGUUUGGACCCAUUGUUGGUGAUGAUAGUGAUUCUCAAGACACCACACUUCCCUGGAAUCCACAUGACUUGAGCAGCAUGCAGCAUUCCACAUUCAAUGAUGGUCCUGUAUCAUCAAGCUGUCUUCCAGCAUCACCAGAUCCAUUUGACAAAGAAAUCCUUAUUUUGAAAUUAAGACGAGUAAACAUAGUUGAUGAUGUCCUUAAUGUCUUCAUGGAUCCAAAAGUACUGAAUGCUCGUCUAAGAAUGGAGUUUACAAAUGAGAAAGCUAUCCUCUUUGGACUGGACUCUCGCGACUGUGUUGGAUCCAUUGUGGAUUGAACUUUCACAGUAUCAUGUUAGAACCGCUCGACAUCCAUUGCUUUCCUCCUCUCUAAGGUUCUCAUAGUCAUCAUUGUCACCGACGUCCCACUGGGUCAUUAUUGUCACCAAUGUCCCACUGGGUGUGAGUUUUCCUACCGAGGAUGUCGUGGUGGUUUGUGCAGCCCUUUGAGACACUAGUGAUUUAGGGCUAUAUAAGUAAACAUUGAUUGAUUGAUUGAUGGACAGUGAUGGUGUGUCAAGAGAGGCGUACUCCGCAUUCUGGGACCACUUCUUGGACCAGUGUGAGGGGGAAGAUGAACGAGUACCCAGGCUACGACCAGACUAUUCUGAGAAGAAAUGGCAAGCGCUCGGAAGAGUGUGGUUGAAAGGAUACCUGGACCACAAAAUCCUACCAACCAGCCUUUGUUCUUGCCUGUUGUAAAGGAGUUAGCUCAGUGGAUGAAGAACUAUUAAUGAUGUCAUUUGCCAGAUUUCUUUCAGAAAAUGAGCGUGUGUCGCUUGAAAAAGCACUACAGGGUACCAUUGAUGAAACUGUUGAGGAGGACUUACUUGAUGUCUUCUCCAGAAUGGGCUCACACUGCCUGCCCCCUAAAAACAAUUGACGGGCUGCUAUUUUAACAAUGGCCCACAAAGCUCUUCUUCAAGAGCCAAAGUUUAUAAUUGACUGUUUCCACUCCAGUGUUCAUAAUGCUAUGCCAACGCUCAUAACCACAGACAACAUAAUGGAGAUAUAUGAAUCUAAGAGGCCAACUAACAAGAAAGUGGCCCAGAUGAUAAAACCAUCACUUGAAAGCCUAAAUCCACAAGAGCAGACUGCUCUUAACCACCUGCUACGGUAUGUGAGAAGCAUCGACCAAAGAAAAUUGGAGAUUUUCUUACGCUUCUGCACAGGAUCUACUGUGCUGUGCAAAGACACAAUUGAAGUCAUUUUUAACACAUUGUGUGGUUUAAGUCGCAGGCCUGUAGCACACACAUGUGGAGCAGUUCUUGAGUUACCAUGCACUUACAUCACAUACCCUGAGUUUGGCAAAGAAUUUGAUAAUGUCUUGUCUGGUGACUGCUUCACAAUGGAUAUUGUGUAGUGAAUGGAAAGCACAUCUAUCUUCUACACUGAGUUUUGCAUUUGUCUGAUGCAAAACUGUUUCUACAGAUUUUCAUUUAUUGUUCUUAUUAAAACAGAGACCGUUUACAUUUUUAAAAUUGUUUUAUUUUCUUAUUUUUUUCUGUAAAUUGUUAGUACAUUGAGAUUCAGUUUUUUUUCCACAAGACAGUUUAAUAAUUUUGAUAAGUCAGCAGGGUCUGUUCUCAUAGGUAAAUGUCCCUUUUUGUACAAUUAUUACAUUUUCAUGUGCAUCUUUUAUACAAUUGUUAUUCUGAAUAAUGUUCAGAAUUUAUGUCAUCAUUCAACAAACAAGUUCAUGUUCAAUGCAAGUACAAUACAUUUCUAAUGGUUGUUCAGUUCUGUUCAUUUCCUCUUUCAUGUCCUGCCUUGUUUCUCUUUGCAGUCAGUGUGCAUAUAGUGACAUAUCAAUCCUAUUUGCACCUCAGUUUUGCUGCAAAAUGUUCUUAAUGUUUGUGGCAUAGCACUGUUCAAGUGUAGUCAGUGUGGACAUGUUGUAGCUCUGAAUAAUCUGAAUAAAAAUCCAUCUCAAAUUA